AUGGUGCCCGCACCCCUGAAGCUGAAGCCCAAGGAGGCACAGGGCUACCAGCUGGUCCAGGGCCGAGAAGACUAUGGCGAGGACGGGCCAGAGACGCCCCUGGAGCAGCCCCCGGCAUACCAACCUCGGCCUCCCAGCCGCCUGCGCAAUGUCAACCUCAGGGCUAUCCUCAUCACCAUCAUCUCCUGCCUGCUGGUCUUUGUGGCAUUGCACCUCGCAAUCAACCCCGGCGCCUUCGGCUUCCGUCCCCGCCCGGGCUCGGGCUGUGGCUGCCAGCCGACCCCAAAGGUCCCUCAGUACUUCCAGACCUCCCCGGAGCUGUGGGCUGGGCCUACCGCGACCGGGGCGCCGGCCUUCCUGGCUCAGACGUGGACUCUGAACCCCACGGCGACCUAUGUGCCGAACCAGCCUCUUCAGACGGCCAUCCCCAUCGAGGGCAUGUCGUCCAAGAAUGAGAGCAUCUUCCAGAUGAUGGGCUUCCUCUCGCCCUACACGCCGUCCCCCGGCUUUGGCGUCGACGAGUACCCCCUGCCGGCAGGAGCAGACAUCGUCCAGGUGCAGAUGCUGUCGCGCCACGGCUCACGUUACCCAACCGGAGGCACGGGCUCCAACGUGGUCACCUUUGGCGAGCGGAUAGCUGCGGCCAGGACGGCCGGGUCCGGCUUCAAGGCCUCCGGCCCGCUCGAGUUCCUCAACGACUGGAGCUACGCCCUCGGCGCCGAGAUCCUGGUGCCCAAGGGCAGGCAGGAGCUGUUCGACUCGGGCAUCUUGCACUCGUACAUGUACUCGUCACUGUACAACCCCAACAGCAGAAUCAUUGUGCGGACUACCACACAGGACCGCAUGCUGAAGUCAGCCGAGUAUUUUGUCGCCGGGUUCUUUGGCCUAGAGUGGACGAGGAACGCCACCAUCGAGGUCAUCAUCGAGGAGAAAGGGUUCAAUAACUCGCUGGCGGGUUACAAGAACUGCCCGAAUGGGGAGUUUGACCAUGGUGGGAGAAAUGCCACAGUCGAGUGGGUGCAGAUCUACCUGCAAAAGGCAACUGCCCGCAUCAGCAGCAUGAUUCAAGGGUACGAUUGGACCAUAGAAGAUACGUACGCGGCACAGAAUAUGUGCCCAUACGAAACAGUGGCCUAUGGCUUCAGUCGUUUCUGCGAUCUCUUCACGUAUGAAGAGUGGAUCCAUUUUAGCUACUCAGUCGACCUCUUCUUCUCAGGAGAUAGUGGUUUCCAGUCAAAGACCGGGCGAGCCGUCGGAAUCGGAUACCAGCAAGAAGUGAUGGCCAGGCUGCGGAACCACACCCUGGGUUACUCGGGCUCACAGAUCAACACAACCCUCGACAGCAGCACCGAGACAUUUCCGCUUAACCAGUCCCUCUACCUGGACUUCAGCCACGAUACAAACAUUAUUUCGGUGCUGACCGCAAUGGGUUUGACGCAGUUCCAGGACAACCCGCCCCUGUCGCCCAAUGCGUACCCGGGCCAGCACAACUUCACCGUGUCACACCUGACACCCUUCGGCGCGAGGCUGGACAUGGAGGUCAUCAGGGCGCCCAGGCCCGACGAGGGCGCGGGCGAGACCAAGUACAUCCACUUCAUUCUAAACCAGCGGACGGUGCCGCUAGGAUGGAGCUUCCCCGAGUGCGACGCCAGCAGGGUCGACGGGUGGUGUGAGCUGGAGACUUUCCUGAAGGUGCAGGACGAGAUGCCCAAGCUGGCGAAUUUCGAGGAGACGUGCUUUGGUGGGGCCGAUGUGGCUGAGUGA
Diaporthe citri is the source of this 1764-nucleotide messenger RNA. RefSeq lists its product as uncharacterized. Lineage: Eukaryota; Fungi; Ascomycota; Sordariomycetes; Diaporthales; Diaporthaceae. The record is from RefSeq and is a predicted model, not a curated record. Bases 1 to 1764 code for a protein of 587 amino acids. Gene Ontology annotation, molecular function: acid phosphatase activity. The transcript is spliced from 6 exons.